Molecule: messenger RNA, 3211 nt
Organism: Otolemur garnettii (small-eared galago)
Lineage: Eukaryota; Metazoa; Chordata; Mammalia; Primates; Galagidae
Product: strawberry notch homolog 1
Exons: 14
Coding region: 237-1850 (537 amino acids)
Biological process (GO): regulation of DNA-templated transcription
Cellular component (GO): nucleus
Molecular function (GO): histone binding; chromatin DNA binding
Source: RefSeq, a predicted model, not a curated record
AUCCCUGGUUAAUCAGAAAAGACCACAAGAAGAACAAAGAUAAAAAAAAGAAGAAAAGUAUAGAUCCAGAUUCUAUUCAAAGUGCCUUAUUAGCAUCAGGUCUUGGAUCAAAACGACCUAGCUUUUCAUCUACACCAGUUAUCUCACCUGCUCCUAAUAGUGCACCAGCUAACAGUAACACCAGUAGUAACAAUAGCCUUAUAACAAGUCAGGAUGCUGUGGAAAGGGCCCAGCAGAUGAAGAAAGACCUGCUUGAUAAGCUAGAAAAAUUAGCCGAAGACCUCCCUCCUAAUACUUUGGAUGAACUUAUCGAUGAACUUGGUGGCCCUGAGAAUGUUGCUGAGAUGACUGGCCGUAAGGGACGUGUUGUUAGCAAUGAUGAUGGAAGCAUAUCUUAUGAGUCAAGAUCUGAACUUGAUGUGCCUGUGGAAAUCCUAAACAUCACAGAAAAACAAAGAUUUAUGGAUGGAGAUAAGGUAUGUUUUUCUGGGAUGGUUUUUAGUGAAAGAAUCAAGGCUUAUACAUUUAGAUUAAGGACUAGAUCUCAGAAGAAUAUUCUGUCUCUAGUGAACACAGUGAUCUUGUAUAAAAAUGUCGUUACAGGACGAACUCAUAGAUCAAACCAAGUUACUGCUCCCGAGUAUGUCUUUUUGAUAUCUGAAUUGGCAGGAGAACAGAGAUUUGCAUCUAUUGUUGCUAAAAGACUUGAGAGUUUGGGGGCACUUACACAUGGUGACAGAAGAGCAACAGAAUCCAGAGAUCUGAGCAGAUUUAACUUUGACAAUAAGUAUGGAAGAAAUGCUUUAGAAAUUGUCAUGAAAUCUAUUGUAAACCUGGAUUCUCCCAUGGUAUCACCACCUCCAGACUAUCCUGGAGAAUUCUUUAAAGAUGUUCGACAAGGACUUAUAGGAGUUGGCCUGAUAAAUGUUGAAGAUCGCUCAGGAAUUCUUACUCUCGAUAAAGAUUAUAACAACAUAGGAAAGUUCUUAAAUAGAAUUUUAGGCAUGGAAGUACAUCAACAAAAUGCAUUAUUUCAGUAUUUUGCGGAUACACUUACUGCAGUUGUUCAAAAUGCCAAAAAAAAUGGAAGAUAUGAUAUGGGAAUCUUAGAUCUUGGUUCUGGAGAUGAAAAGGUGAGGAAAAGUGAUGUUAAGAAGUUUCUGACCCCAGGGUAUUCAACCUCUGGCCAUGUAGAAUUAUAUACAAUUAGCGUGGAGAGGGGAAUGUCAUGGGAAGAAGCUACCAAGAUUUGGGCUGAGUUGACAGGACCAGACGAUGGCUUUUACUUGUCAUUACAAAUAAGGAACAACAAGAAAACUGCCAUCUUAGUUAAAGAAGUGAACCCUAAAAAGAAACUUUUCUUAGUUUAUCGACCAAAUACUGGGAAACAGCUCAAAUUAGAGAUUUAUGCUGAUUUAAAAAAGAAAUAUAAGAAGGUUGUCUCAGAUGAUGCCUUGGUGCACUGGUUAGAUCAGUAUAAUUCAUCUGCAGAUACUUGUACUCAUGCUUAUUGGCGUGGCAAUUGCAAAAAAGCAAGUUUGGGAUUAGUUUGUGAAAUAGGUCUGCGUUGCCGUACAUAUUAUGUAUUAUGUGGCUCAGUACUGAGUGUUUGGACAAAAGUUGAGGGUGUUCUAGCAUCUGUCAGUGGCACAAAUGUGAAAAUGCAGAUAGUUCGGCUACGAACAGAAGAUGGACAACGGAUUGUAGGUUUGAUCAUUCCAGCAAAUUGUGUGUCUCCUCUUAUAAAUCUCCUAUCAACUUCAGACCAGUCUCAACAGCUUGCAGUCCAACAGAAACAGCUAUGGCAACAGCAUCAUCCGCAGAGCAUCACCAACUUGAGCAAUGCAUAAAGAACAGACAGGUUUCAACAUAGAUGUAUCUGAAAUGCUGUUGAAGCAUAUCAUUUGCAUAAAAAUCAGGGACAGUUUCCAAAGAAUUAUAUAUUUUUUUCAGUUGUGCUCUCUAGUUAAUUUUUUGGGAGUAAGGACAAACCUGGAAUAGAUAGCAAAAUUGAAAAUCAGCAGUACCGAUGGUAGUACAUAUGUCUUUCCUUUUGCUUUUCACUUGGUACCUCCCAUAUGCUUUUACUUUGGGUAAGCAGAGGGGGAUGUGUGCGUGCGUGUGGGUGUGUCUGUCUGUCUGUGAGUUUAUUAAGGCUACAAACCAGAGUUGGUUUAAAAUGCUUGGAACUUCCCAAAUGGGCUUUACUUUUAUGUUAUACAGUGCUCAGGGUUAAUGCAGUACAUCCAUGCCAUUGCUGUAAGAUUUCUCCUUAGAUGCAUGUGUUUUGAGCCUAUAAAUAUAGAAAAUAUAUAUUGGUUUCUUUUUCCAACUUAAUAGGUUUAUUAAAGCAUGAAAUGAAAGGUUGCAUAUCAUGCAUUCGGGUUCUUUUCUAGUUUUUGUUCUGACAGUGCAUGUCUUUGAAAGCAUGCGUAAACAGAUUAAUACAGAAGUCAAGUAAUGGAGAGAAACAUUUGUAGGUGUACAGCAUUGGUUAUUGCAUUUUUAUAGUGUUUAUACCUGGGUAUUGCUUCUAACCCUGCAAACUCCUCCCCCAUUCUCCUCCCUGCCCUAGGUUUCUUGUCAAGGUAAUUAGUAUGUACAUUUUUUGUGAUUAAAAACUCUUAAAAGUUAAUUUUAAUGUAUAGAUAAUAUUCCUAAUGUGUGCUGCAAAAAUGGCUAUAAGCCUCAAAGUUAAUGUUUUCAACUUAAACAUAGUUUUGGGAAAAAAAUACAAAUUGGAUUUCAUCUCACAAACAAUCCUUUCUUCAUUGUCUUAGUUUGCUUUGUUACUCACAAAAAGGAAACCUUCUUGAGUUGUAAACUAGGCAGUGAGGAAACACUUGAGGCUUCUGCUGUAUGUUUUUUGUUAAUGUUGUUAUUGUUACCCAGUAACUUGAAUAUUGUUUAAUGUGUUCUAAGGCAUUGUAGACUGUAUCUCAAGCUGUUUAAAAUGGUAAUGUACAAAUGUGAAUAGACACUUAUCUAUAAUAUGGGUAAGUUUUGUUUCGCCUAUAAUAGAUGUUUAUAAAAACAAGUGAGGGGACAGUUGGUCUUUUCUUUUUCUGGUUUGUUUUUUUGUGUUUUUGUGGGGGGGGGGGGUUUUGCUUGCACAGGUUGCACUAUUAAAAAAUUGAGAUUGUAUAAACCUGGUCAAAAGCUGCAAGAUAUCAGCAUCUUGUAGAUGUCAAAUAAAAAAUUAUUAUACUAA